Molecule: messenger RNA, 1626 nt
Organism: Saprolegnia diclina VS20
Lineage: Eukaryota; Oomycota; Saprolegniomycetes; Saprolegniales; Saprolegniaceae
Exons: 2
Coding region: 28-1548 (506 amino acids)
Source: RefSeq, a predicted model, not a curated record
CUGUGCUUCAUUGUGGCUCGUGCACCCAUGGUCCCCACGUGGUCGUGGGACGAGAUGCUCGACGCGCUCGCGCGUUUCCGAAAGCUCCAUGGCAACUGUGCCGUGCCACACGAGUUCAAGGUGCCGGCGACCGACGCAUGGCCAUCCGCGCUGCACGGGAAGCGUCUCGGCUCGUUCGUCUUUGCGUUGCACCGGCGCGUGGAGAUCGCCCCGCACAAGCUGUGGAACUCGCUGCACAGCCUCGGCUUCAAGGUCAACUGGUUCUCGGCCACCGACCUCCAUGCUCUCGUGAACCACGAGCACCAGCGCCUGCCGGUGAAUGCCGUCAUCGAAGCCCUCGCGACGUACAAGAAGACCUACCGCUAUGGUGCCGUCCAUGUCGAGUUUCAAGUGCCAAAGAACAAGUCGUGGCCAGAGGAAGCGCAUGGCCUCGCGCUCGCCGAUGCGCUUGCGCAACUCCACGAGUACGAGCUGCCAGUGGACAUUGAAGCUUCGCUCCGGGUCCACGGCUGUUUUGUGACGUCGCCGCCAUGGGAGCAGCUUGUCGGCCUCCUGGAAGCGUACCAACGUCUCCACGGCGACUUUUCCACCGUGCUUGUCGACUACAUCGUCCCCGCAACGACCGACUGGCCGCAAAUGUGGCACGGCCUCGAGCUCGGCUGCGUGACGUGGCGCCUCGGUCUGCGCCUUCUGCUCCUCCCGGCCGACUACCAGGCGACGUUCGCUGAGCUGGGCUACGUCUUUCCAGCCCACGACAUGUGGGUUCAUGUGUUUGAGGCGUGGGCGACGUACCAAGACCUCGUGCGCUCGGGCAAGCUCGACCAGCCGCUGCUGCCCCAGUUGGGGUACGUGGUGCCCAUUGAUGACGACUUGUGGCCGCCGACAAUGGCCGGUAUGCGCCUUGGCUACUGGGUGCGUGAGCUCGCUUCCGCGCAGGCGCUGUACCUCUUGGCCCCGGCGACCGUCGACCAGUUGCAGCGCAUGACCGCCCCGUCGCCAGAAGCGAUGGCAAUGACCGUCGACGAGGCGCGUGGCGGCUCGGACGAUCACGGUAUGUCGGUCUUGGACGCCUUUUCUGAGGCAGAGUGCAGCUGGGGCGACUCCGAGUCGGGGCUGUCCGAUUCCGAGCUGUCCGAGUCGGAGCUGCCCGCGUCAGAGCUGCUCGAUUCAGAGAUGGAGACGUCCGACGCAGAGACGCUCGUGCUUGGCGACGACGACGACGCAUUGUCGACAAGCGAUGGCGUCACGACCGAUGACGACGAAGAUGACGACGAUGAGGUCGCAACCAGAAGUGCUACGGAGGCGCCUGCUGUGCUAACCGCGCUUGCUGCAGCGGAAUCGGCUGUGCACGACGAGAAUGCCAUGGCUGCGCCCAGUAGUGACGAGCUCGAAUGCAAGCCAGACCCAAUCCAGCUCCGGCCACGGGCAACGCGCUCGUUGCAAACACGGUCUGCCGUCCACAGUGUGGCUGCUCGCGUGAAGGAAGAGCGACCAUCGAGUCCUCGCCGCCUACGACCUCGAUUGCUCGUGAAUCGCUAUCGCCCUUGAGUUUGCUCGCGUGUUUCCGCGCGUCGACGACGUAGUUUUCCGUGUUGCAGGUUAAAACCCAGCAUUUGCUCGUCUCAA